Molecule: messenger RNA, 1539 nt
Organism: Papaver somniferum (opium poppy)
Lineage: Eukaryota; Viridiplantae; Streptophyta; Magnoliopsida; Ranunculales; Papaveraceae
Exons: 1
Coding region: 1-1539 (512 amino acids)
Molecular function (GO): zinc ion binding; nucleic acid binding
Source: RefSeq, a predicted model, not a curated record
AUGUUUGACUGUUGUUCUAUUUCGGAUGCACAUCAUAGGGCAAGGCAGGUAGAGAAACAAAUGGGGCGUAGGAUUUCAAAUUGGGGUAACAAUGUCGCAUCUACCCAAGGAAGUAAUCGUAGUACAUCAACAAGUAGUAUUGUUAAUAAACCUAAUUCGGUGUCGACACCAAAUAAAACUCCAGGCAGCUAUUUUGGAGGCAAGUGUAAUAAGUGCGGAGAAACUGGGCAUAAAGCCACUGACUGUCGCAAGGUAGAACGCAUGAACAAGUCUCUUUUCAAUGAGAACGACCAUGAAGUAGAUGAAUGGGUACCUGAAUAUGAAGAGGAUCCUGAGGAUGAUGCUGAACCUAAUGAAGAAGUAGUUACAGGAGAUACAGGAGUGAACUUUGUAGUAAGAAGAAGUUUUCUUACUCCACGUAAAGAUGAGGGCGAUAACUGGUUACGUAAUAAUAUAUUCCAGUCGACAUGUACGAUCGAAGGAAAAGUCUGCCGUUUAGUUAUUGAUCCGGGAAGCUGCGAGAAUAUUAUUGACGAAGAGGUCGUGAAACGGUUCAGGCUAGAAACCAAGGUUCAUCCGUAUCCAUAUAAACUUUCUUGGCUUAAUAAAGGGAAUGAGGUAGCAGUAAACAAACGAUGCUUAGUUUCUUUUUCGAUUGGUAACAAAUAUAAAGAUAAAAUAUGGUGUGACAUUACUAGUAUGGAUGCUUGUCACUUGUUGUUGGGACGUCCAUGGGAGUUUGACAGGAAAAUUAUUCAUGACGGACAUAAAAAUACCUACAGUUUUUUAUGGAAUGAAGUACGUAUAGUACUUGUACCCAGCAAAGACUUGGCACCUAAACCAUCUACCGGAAAAACUACCAAUCUCUUGACGCUUAAGCAGUUUGAAGAUGAAGUUGAAGAUGCAGGAGAACUAUAUGUGUUGAUUAGCAAAGACCAACAGCCGGAUGCAAGUAGUAUCCCUAUUUCCGUCCAACCUUUAAUUAAGGAAUUUAUUGAUGUUUUCCCUAACGAGUUUCCGGACGAGCUACCACCUCUACGGGAUAUACAACACCAUAUUGAUCUCGUGCCUGGAUCAAGCCUGCCAAAUAAAGCGCAUUAUAGAAUGAGUCCUAAGGAGCAUGAAGAACUUUGUCGUCAAGUGGAAGAGAUGUUACAGAAAGGUUUCAUCCGACAGAGCCUAAGUCCUUGUGCAGUACCCGCCUUGCUGAUUCCAAAGAAAGAUGGAACGUGGAGAAUGUGUGUUGACAGUCGAGCCAUCAACAAAAUCACAGUAAAAUAUCGUUUUCCAAUUCCUAGGUUGGAUGACUUGUUAGAUCAGUUGUGUGGAGCGAAGGUGUUUAGCAAACUCGAUUUAAAGAGUGGGUACCAUCAGAUCAGAAUUCGAGAAGGUGAUGAGUGGAAGACAGCUUUUAAAACGCGAGAAGGGUUGUAUGAAUGGAUGGUUAUGCCGUUUGGAUUGUCCAAUGCGCCUAGUACAUUCAUGCGUAUAAUGAAUCAAUCCGCCUACAUAACGGGUUGUAGACUCAGAAAUGGGUAG